AUGGAGCGCAUGGCCAGCCUGGAGCAGAAGCUCACAGGGGACGUAGCAGGCCUGAAAAAGAACAUAAGGCGAGUGGCUGAGGUGGUAAACGUCGACAUCACACCUAGCCACACACACGACCACCCAUUUACCGAAGAGAUAAUGGCGCCACCUCUCCCCGACAAAUACAGGUCACCGUCGAUCCCACCAUAUGAUGGUCGAGGGGACCCCGACGAUUAUCUAGAAAUGUACACGGGGCACAUGCUCUUACACGGGUAUGCCGAGGAAAUUAUGUACCGAGCCUUCCGGAACCAUUUGACGGACUCCGCCCGAAGAUGGUUUCGGACGCUGAGGCCAAACUCCAUCUCAAGUUGGGAUGAGCUGAAGGAAGCAUAUUUCCUCCAAUUCAUAGGGGUUAAAAAAUAUGUCCCCCCGCAGCAGAACCUGACAACGAUAUACCAAAAGCCGAACGAGCCAUUAAGAGAAUGGCGGUAUGGAGAAGCUGUCACCGCCACAAUGGACAUAACUGACAAAGAGGCCCUGAUGGGGGCAUUAUCUAGAUACAUCAACACCGAGGAGGCAGACGCAAACGACCCCGAGCACAGGUCCAACAAGAACAAAGGGACCGAACAAGGGUCGACGCCAACAAAGCAGGAUGGGAAGAAGCGUCGAGGUGGAGGAAGCAGAGACAAGCAGCCAGCUGCGACGUCGAGUGCUCCGAAAGCCAAGAAGCCAAAACAAGAGGAGAACCGUAAGCCUCAGCUAUUUCAAAGGUUCCACGGCGAUGUCGGCCACCACACCAACGAUUGCACCGACCUUAAGGAUGAAAUCAAGAGAGUAAUCCGUGAGGGAAGGCUACAGGAGUUCAAAGCUGAACGGAGACCUCGAAACGAUGGCCACGGUGGGCAGAAUGACGGUCGACGCCGAGAGGAGAACCAACGUCCCGAAGACCGAGAACCUGUCAGCGUCAUACGAACUGUCCUCGGUGGCCCCUAUAUAGGAGGAGACUCGAGGAGAUCCCAUAAGGAUGACGCCCACGAGGCUAGAGGGGUUUACCAAGAAAGAUUCUGGAGUGUCUCCGCUGUAAAAACCCCACGAUAUAGCAGUGACGACGUGGCGUUUAAUGACAAUGACGCCAGCAGAGUUCACUUCCCCCAUAACGACGCAUUAGUAGUGGAAGCCAUGAUUAGGAACCACAUUGUAUGCCGAAUCCUGGAAGACAAUGGGAGCUCGGUGGACCUCCUUUACUCCGACUACUUGGAAAAGAUAAGGAUUCGAAAGGACCAGUUGGAGAAGACCUCAAGGCCAUUGUACGGUUUCACCGGAAACUCCAUCAUCCCUCAGGGGACUAUUCGAUUGCCCAUGACCGCCGGAGAAAAACCCCGAUAG
Messenger RNA from Morus notabilis, 1368 nucleotides. RefSeq lists its product as uncharacterized. The record is from RefSeq and is a predicted model, not a curated record. The transcript has 3 exons. NCBI's taxonomy places the organism in Eukaryota, Viridiplantae, Streptophyta, Magnoliopsida, Rosales, Moraceae. Bases 1 to 1368 code for a protein of 455 amino acids.